This is a messenger RNA of Plasmodium gaboni, 3945 nucleotides long. RefSeq lists its product as hypothetical. The record is from RefSeq and is a predicted model, not a curated record. Lineage: Eukaryota; Apicomplexa; Aconoidasida; Haemosporida; Plasmodiidae. The annotation marks the transcript as partial. The transcript has a single exon.
GAUUCUGAAGAUCCCUUGGGAUCCUGGGCAGUUGCAUCAGCAGGAACCUUGAAUCAAUAUAUAGAUAUGAUAUCUAAUAAGAUUGGUUUAUCUAAUUUUAAAUUUGUAUCUCCUGUGUAUGGUGUAUUAGGAGCUUGUGUUAUGAAUCCAUAUACAAAACAAUUGGUAAUGGAUAAAUUGCCACUUUUAAUAAAUAAUACUUAUGAUAUUUUGGAACAAAAUAAGAAUAAGCCUUCUGUAGUACAGGGUGUGUUUGAAUUUUUGGAGCAGAUAGCAAAAGAUGAGGAAGGUUCUAAAUUACUUUAUAUGAAAUAUAAUGGUUCUAUGGGUAAUUUGAUUGAUCAAACUAUAACACUUAUGAAUUUGAAUAGAGCAAAUGAUACAGUAUAUUUACCAGGUAUUAAAUUAUUGUCAGCAAUAUGUGAAACUGCUAGUGUUUCUGGUUAUGGAAAUGAUAUGAAUACUUCUAAUAUAAUAGAAUCAUGUGAGUUAUUAUUAAAUCUAGGUUCUGAGAAAGAACGAACUGUUGAAUUUUUAAAUUUGAUUGAUACGAUGGUAUUGGGUAAUUUAUUGGAUGAAAAAGUGGCUUCUGAAGCAUUAAAAAAGAUAAAUAGUUUAGUAUCUGAAGAAAACUUAUCAAAAUAUACAGAAGAAAAUAGAGUUGAAAUAAUAAAAUCAUAUGCAGGUUUGGUUAAAGAUUGUGCAGCAACUGGAUUAUUUGCCCACAUUCGUGGUAUUGAAAAGGUUGAAAUUCUGAACAAUUUAGGAAAAUGUAUGGAAUAUGAACAGAAUGAAGAAGUUACUGUGGCUGUAUUGGAGGCAUUAAGUCAGAUAAGUGAAUCUGAUCCAAGUAUUGCUACAAAAAUAUUAACAUCUUCUUUGCCAAUAAUUAUGGAAAAUAAUCGUGAUAAUAUAUUGAAUGAUACAACAACAGCAGAGGCUUUCUUGCAAGCAUUAGAGAAUUUAGUAUUGCAUGAAGGAGUUGGUCGACAACUUAUUAAUAAUAAAGAAUUGCAAGAUUUAUUAAAAGAAUUAGAAAAAACUCUUGAUGAAAGGAAAGAAGAUUUGGGAAAAGAUUAUAUAGAAGACAUGAAACUUAAAAUUUCUAAUAUAUGUAAUGCCAUAAAUGGUGAUAAACCUAAAGAGAAGAAAUGUAAAGAUGUGUAUGAUAUAUUAACUGAAUAUAAGAAAAGCAAUACCAUUAUUGAUGUGUUACAAGAGCCAUCUUUAGAAGAAGAUAUGGAUUUUGUAUUAGAACGAUUAAAGGUAUAUAAUCAAGAUAAUUUGUUACCAACAACAGCUACAGGUAUAGACAAUUCAUAUGGACAUAUGGCUAUUGAAAUGUUUUGUGAAAAUGAAGUAAAUAUAGAUGAGCUCAUAAAGAGAAACUUUCAUAUUAGCGCUUUCUAUUCUUUAACAAAACAAACUAAUGAAAAUGUAAUACACUAUUCAUGUCGAUCUAUAUGUGCUUUUACAAAAAAUACUAAUGGUUUAGAUGCGGUAAAAGAUGUCAAAGACUUUGCAAAUGUUAUAAGUAAAUCUGUUGGAGAUUUGAGUAAAGAGAAUACAUUAGAUAAAGAAGUGAAGGAAGAUUUUUUAAUACAUCGUGUAUUAUUAAUAGAUAGAACUGCUUAUAAUAGAAAUGUGUAUGAUAAGACAAAUGCUGUUCAUUAUUUGAUAGAUAUAUGGAACCAAUAUGAUAAUGGUGAUUAUUCUGUUUUAUUAUUAAGACACGUAUUUCGUGCAAUGAGAAAAAUAGUAUCUGAUGCACAUGUACAAACCUUAUUAAAGGCUGGUGUAUUAGUUCGUUUGAUUAAUAUUAUAAAUAAUAUUCAAACUGACAAAAUAAUAUUCCCUGAUGUUUUAUUUUUAAUUGGAAGUUUGUCUGUUGUUAAAGAAAUAAAGAGUCAAAUUGGUGAAUUGAAGGGUAUAGAUGCAUGUGUGAAUUUAUUAUUAAGAUCGAUAAAUGUUGAAAAGAUGGAGCCUACCAUAACUAAUUGUUGUUUGGCUUUAGCAAAUAUGUGUAUAGAUCACAAAGGCAAUUCGAGUAUCUUUUGUAAUUUGAAAGGUCCUGAUGUAAAUGUGAAGAUCUUAAAGUUAUAUAGAUCUAAUUUUGAUGUAACGAAUGGAGCAUCUGUUUUACUUUGUAACAUCUUAUUUAGAAAUGAAGAAAUGAAGAAACAAUAUGGUAUUAAUGGUGCACCUGCUGAAUUAGUAGAAUGUUUAAAAAGUUAUGAUGGUAGUGAUAAUAAGAAUGCAGUAAGAUGUAUCGAAAGUUUAUUUAAAGCUAUUUCUAACUUAUCUUUAUAUACAGUAAAUGUAAAAUAUUUCUUGGAGGCACAAAUCCAAGUAUCUUAUGAAUCAUGGUUAGGAAAUUUAAAUGAAUCUUUUCCAGAUGCACAACUUGAGACUGGUUUACGUACCUUAUCAAAUUUGGUUAUGGAGAAUGAUGAAGAAAAUAUGAGGAAUUUUGGAGUUACCUUAAUUCCAGUAUUAAAUGUAUUAAAGCAAAACAGAGAGGAUACCAAAGUAAUUUUCUUAUUAUUAGAUAUAUUGUGUUCAUUAUGUCGUUUAAAUGCUAAUGCUAAAAUAUUUGCUGAAAAUAAUGGAAUAGAGACAACUAUAAAUGUGAUACAAUUAUAUGAUUAUGAUAUAACCUUAUUAUCAUUGGCAAUACAUUUAUUAAGUAACCAAUGUAAGAUUGAAUCUAGUUUACCUUUAUUAGUUAAGGCAGAUGCCUUUUCUAUAUUGAUUAGUUGUAUGGAAGCUGAAACAGAUGAGUUUGAGAUGACUGAGUUGGUUGUAUCAUCAUUAAGAUGUGUUAGACGUUUAAUACAAUCUGAGGAGUUGGCUUAUGAAUUUUGUAAUUGUGGUGGUGUUCCAUCUAUGGCAAAUAUUAUAUGUAAAUCAAUGAAGAAAUCUAUUGUAAUGUUAGAAGUGUUACGUGUUUUAUUAUGUGUAUUAUAUUAUACUCAAAAUGUAGAAGGAGUAACAAAUGAAUAUCCAGAAGAAGAAGAAGAAUUAUAUAAUGCUCGUUUAGGUGGAUGGUAUAAUAUAAGUAUGGACAAAGAAAUGAUUGAUUCUAUAAUUCAAGCAGUUUUGACUUGUGCAUAUGAUGUGAAUCAUCAAAAACAAUUACGUUUACAAAAGGUCUCUCUUGGUUUAUUGGCUUAUUUUGCUUAUCACCGAUUAGGUAUUAUAUCUAUGACUGCCUCUGGUUUUGAUAGUUUAACAAGAGAAGUAUUAAAUAAUUUUGGAGGGGAUCCGGUUAUUAUGCAAUUGUUAGCUAUAUGUAUAGACAACAUAGCAAUGUAUUCUGUAGAAGUAUAUGAUACAACGAUCACAAGAGAUAUAAUAAAAUGUUUCAAGGGUGCAUUAUCAAAAAUGAGUAAUAAAAAAGAAGAUAAGCAAGUAUGGCAAAAGGUGCAAAUGACUUUAGAGGCCAUGAAUUCAGCUGAUGAUCCUUUGGAUGCAUUUAAAAAUACUUUAUUAAUAUUUGAUUUUAAUUUAUCUGAGUUUGAUAAGGAUCCAUAUGUAAAUGGUGUACAUGAUUUAGCAUCUAAUGUAAAGGAUUCUUUAAGAAAAGGAGGUCAAAGUAAAAUAUAUUAUCAAAGUGAUGAAAGGCGAUUAUUUAAAUGGAAAGCAAGUCAAGAUCUAAAUACAUUAGAAUGGACCAUAGGAGAUGAUACAGAACGUGUAUUUAAAAUAUCAGUUGUUCGUAUAAAAAAUAUAUCAAAAGGAUUAUCUCAUCCAAUAUUAAUAUCUGCAAAUAAGAAGGAGCCAAGAAAGGUGAGUGCAAAAGUAACUUUAUGUAUAUAUGGACCACCUACUGAGGAUUUCCCAGAAGGAUUGGAGUUGCCUAUAAAGACGAAAUCGCAGAAGGAAAGAGAUGCCUUUGUGGAUCUAAUAGUAUUGUGGCGUGACGCUGCAAGUUAUAACUAUUAA